GUAAGAAGAUACCCUGAGAGUUGGGAAGAACUGGAUUUUCACCCUAGUCCAGCAGCUUUGCUGCUCACUUAAACACAGAUGAAUGAAGACCCCAUUUGGAAAAUCACCAGGUCAACGGUCCAGAGCUGAUGCAGGUUGGGCAAUACUAGGUGAGUAGAAGCACGCCAAAGAGUUUUGUCCCUGAAAGUCAUACAGGAGUGUCUGCCAGCAUGAUGAAGAAAAGAACUUCCCACAAAAAGCAUAGAAACAAUGUGGGACCAAGCAAACCUAUUUCUCAGCCACGAAGAAAUAUUGUAGGCUGCAGAAUACAGCAUGGAUGGAAAGAAGGUAGUGGACCUGUAACACAAUGGAAGGGCACAGUUCUUGAUCAAGUUCCUGUAAAUCCCUCUCUCUAUCUUAUAAAGUAUGAUGGAUUUGACUGUGUGUAUGGACUAGAACUGCACAAAGAUGAAAGAGUUUCAGCACUUGAAGUUCUUCCAGACAGAGUUGCUUCAUCUCGAAUUAGUGAUGCCCACCUGGCAGACACAAUGAUUGGUAAAGCUGUGGAACAUAUGUUUGAGACAGAGGAUGGCUCAAAAGAUGAAUGGAGGGGGAUGGUUUUGGCUCGAGCUCCUAUUAUGAACACGUGGUUUUAUAUUACCUACGAGAAAGAUCCCGUCUUGUACAUGUACCAACUCUUAGAUGAUUAUAAAGAAGGCGACCUUCGCAUUAUGCCUGAUUCAAAUGACUCACCUCCUGCAGAACGGGAACCAGGUGAAGUUGUGGACAGCCUGGUAGGCAAACAAGUGGAAUAUGCCAAAGAAGAUGGCUCAAAAAGGACUGGCAUGGUCAUUCAUCAAGUUGAAGCCAAACCAUCUGUCUAUUUCAUCAAGUUUGAUGAUGAUUUCCAUAUUUAUGUCUACGAUUUGGUGAAGACAUCCUAGACAUCAUUGUGAACUUUUGCCAAAUUUGUGGAACUGUUAAAUGUAAAAUUUGUAGACACAAAGACUUGACUGCUUUCCAGUUUAAUGAAAGCUUAAAUGUCCCUGCGAACCCACAAUCUCUGCCAGCAAAACUGUUUUGUUCUGAAUAAUAUAAACAAAUGUGACAUUUUGUGUAAGAGAGCUCCUUUUGGUGAAGGAAGUUGAUAUAUUUGGGCAGGAGGGAGUUAAAAGCAAAGAACAGCUGCAAAUUCAAGCUGUGUAAAGUUGAUCUAGUAUUGUAACCAUUAAUCUAAAUUUUUUCAUAGAUUUUAACUUUUUCUUCAACUUUGCACUCACUUGUUCAACUGCCACAUGCAGGUGUAGUUUGAUAUUUUGAUAUGCCUUCUUUUGUAACAUUAAAUUUAAUUUUUUGGCUACUAGCAGUCCUUGUUUUCAGGGUUGGGACAGAGGUGACUUUUUUGAAAGGUUUCAACAGUUCAGCAUUGAGGAGUGCCUAACCCAAGUAACAUCAGUCUGCUGUGUUUCUACACUUUGUUUCGAAUUUAGCUUUUUAAGAACUUGCAGUACAUAGGAAUACUUGUGCAUUUUUACUAGUCACAGGGCAGUAGGAUACCAAGUGUUGGUCUUAAUGCAUCUUUCAGUGAAAAGGCUUUAAACUAUAAAAAUGCAUUUAAUCUGUAUAACCAAUUAAUUAGAAAAUGCAGGUUAAUGGCCCAUACUGACAAGUUGUAGGAACCAGUAAAAUACAUGCCACAAGGCUGCCUUCAAUCCUAAAUGUUGUACUUCUUUCUUUCGUUAUACACACUUCUUAGCAAAACCCAAGUGCUUGGUGCCACAACUUUAACAGUAUAUAUGCUACUUCAGAAGACUUUAGACUACACAUUGGCAAUCAGUAGUCUCUUACUUAAUAUCAGAACCUAGCAACCUGAAUGUUUAUGUGUGGACUCAGAAGCCUAACAGUAGUUAAAUAAAUAAAUACAAUCUCAUGCCAAGGGAGUGGGGAGGGGGUGUCCUUUCACAUUCAAGAUUUACUUUAGGGAAGGAGAAGCAUUUGUUGCCUUCUGCUCAGUCUGUUGCAUUUCUUUGUUUUGUUCUUAACCAUUUUGGUUCAGGAAGGCAUCUUCCCAAUUAAUUCUUUUUCUGGCUUUUCCACAUAAGGAGUGUCUGGACAAAUCUACAGCUUAAACCUGUUGCCUUUUGUGGUAUACAUUGUACUUGCUUUGAGGUAUGCUGUUAACAUGAAUUUCAUUCUAUGAACACUAGAGUUCUGCAUGCCAGUGGUGUACUAUCUGAUGGAAGCUGUAGGUAGUCUCAGUGGUUCAGUCAUCUGCAUUAGAUUGUGGAUGUAAAUAGCAGCCCACAACAGCAAAAUCCUGUCAUAGUUUUAAUCUUGCAAGUUAGUUGUAAAGGUUUUCAAGUAGAGAAUUUUAAGUAUGGCAGUCUUUAAAAGCAUGAGAACUGCAACAAGGAUCGGCACAGCAACAAAAUCGUCAUGGUACAUUAAGGCAGAGCUCUGCAAUUUUCAAAGAACUGCUUCACAGAAAUACAGUAUGUGAAGACAGUCAACACUGUUGAUGGAAGGAACAAAUACUCUGAUAAUCCAACCAUAUGCCAUUAGUGGAAGGAUGCAGGAGAGAUGCUGUUAAUCGGAGAUCAGAGGUCCGAGUGACCUCUGUUGUGGGUAUUCUUGAUAUUGAAGACUCAGUGGUUUAAGCCCCUUUGUCAACUUUUUUGCCUGAUUUCAUAUUUUAGCCUUAAGGCUUGUGCCUCAUUAUGCUGUUGAAUGGUAAUAAAUACUCUCCAUAUAAAUAUGAUACCUUAAUUCUUUGUCCAUUGCUAUUAUAUUGCAUAUGUCCAGUAUUUCAUCAUGGGCAACCAAAGGCAGGCUGUUGUCUUUCAGUGAAUAGCUUCUCAAUGCAGUCCUUAAGCACUAGGUACCCAAGUCGUAAACGUUCCUUGCGUUUUGAACAAAGCAGAUUUGCAACACAGUGUUUUCAUCCUGCAGAUCUGUUAUGUGUUUUCUAUUGACUCUUAAGAGUCCUGCAUGUAAAUCUCAAAGCUGAGCCUGGCUCCAUGAGCCCAAGUUGAUAUCUGUGGCACAAGAAUGAGUGAGUGUAUUGAUUAUACACAAGAUACAUGAAUAACCUAGUACACUGAACUUUAUGCUAUACAUCUGAGGAUUACAAGGUUUGUUUUGAAAUAUCUGAGGUUUAGGUCUACUGGAACAUUUUUAGCAUUAGGCUUGCAUUUGUGGGUUUUCUGCAAGCCUCUUGGAUACACCAUGUAUUCUGCCAAUUAGAGUAUAAUCUAUAAACUGUAAAUUUAAUGGUUGUUUUUUGAUGUCCCCAUUGUCUGUUCAGUGGGUAUUUCUUUUCAUCUUUUAUUUUGCCUCUUUUUUUUUUUUUUUAAUAGCUUAGACCACCAUUUUUGAGGCUUGAGACUAAUUCCACUCCCUGCCCAUCUGCUUUGGGCUUUGUUUUAGGCUCAUGUUUCAGAUCUGCAUGCAGUGCUUGCGUUACCCUGGUAACUAAAUGUUGGUUCCUUGUUAUAGGGGUUCAACAUUACUUUCCAAAACCACAUAGGGCUUGUGAUGGCACAAGCCAUGGAUCUUUGUAUAAAAGUUAUUCGCCUUUCACAUUUACCUGCUGUAGUAUUGUUGUAUAUUGUGUGUGUGCGUGUGUGUGAUGUCAGGCUGCCAUGUAAAACUUUCUAAAGGGAAAAAAAAAUUAAAUGCAGACCAUCCUUUUUUGCAUGCUUAGAGGGUUAGAACAUUCAAUGUAACAAACUAAAGUUGCAUGUUAAAAUGUUUAGGUUUUUGUUUUGUUCCGUUUUUAUUUUGUGUUCAGUUUUUUGUGAAUUUGCUUAUUGUGCUGUUUUAAUGGUUGUUAGUAGGAUUAAAUGCACCGGUGAGACGAGCAUAGUGCCAACAGAAGGUAAUUUUCCAGUUGUAUGUGUCAUACAGCAUUUGAAGGGACCAAGUAUUCUGUUACAGAAAAAAUAAAAUUGCAGUUGAUUAACAAAA
Pezoporus occidentalis (night parrot) is the source of this 3945-nucleotide messenger RNA. RefSeq names its product spindlin 1 (gene SPIN1). Lineage: Eukaryota; Metazoa; Chordata; Aves; Psittaciformes; Psittacidae. The coding region runs from base 210 to 923 and encodes 237 amino acids. Gene Ontology annotation, biological process: gamete generation. The record is from RefSeq and is a predicted model, not a curated record. The transcript has 6 exons.